AUGACAGCAUUACUACAAGAUCCAACUAUACAAAAGAUUUUGGGAGAAGUGAACAAAGCCGCAAGUGGUGGUGCACUAGGACAAGCUGGUGCUUAUUCGGGACAAACAUUUGAUGCUGUUGGAUCGCAAUCAUUUUAUCAAUCUAAUGGAUAUCCGUCAAAUAUCUAUGAUACUGCGUUCGAUAGUGACAUAGAUCUGAGUACCCCAUCAAUACCCAUGACAAAUGGAAAUUUUAAUUUAUAUUCAGGCUUUGUUGGUAGUGAUCAGUUUUCAACAGAAUAUAUUGCUCCUUUCAAAUAUCGAUAUUAUGGUCAUUAUCAAACGGGUGAAUCAAAGACCAGAGUUCAAGCGACACCGAGUGCCACAUCGUCUGUUAACAACGGUGUUUCAAUUGAGCAAGUUCAUUCUAGUUUUAUACCAUCAUCAAUACCAAAUUUGGGUCUAAAUGUACGCAUAGAAAAUAACACGAUAGAGGAAACACUGCCAACUGAACAACUGAUGAAUAAUUUAGCGUUAUCAAAUGACAAUACUCAGAGCAAUCAUGUCCACAACAAUAAGGCAUCAUCAAUUGACAUUCAACGUUCAUCACCAGCUGAUGGUUCUGAUCCUGACUUUGUUGAGAGUCAAUCAAAUUCAAACCUGAAUGGUUUUCCAAUAGAAAACUUAGAUCAACAAACAUUAGCAUCAGCAGGAAAAAUAUAUUAUGAUCCAAAUCCUCAAAUUAUCAAACGUCAGGGUAUAGGCUCCGUUACUUAUAAACAAAAUAUUCUUAUUCGAUUUUUACAACCGCCGCCAAUUCCAGCAGCUGGACCACUAAUCAUUAAAGAGGUUCGACGUCCUCAACCUCCGCCAUUACCGCCUUUAGUUAUCAAACAACGUCCAACUCCUCCAAAAACACCACCGCCUCUCAUUUUACGCGAGCGCCCACCGCCUAUUCCACAACAAGUUCAGUCUAAAAUUAUAACCCGACAACUUCCAGCCGAACCGCCUCCUCCACGAGCAGUAAUUAUCGAACGACUCCCUCCUUUACCACCUAAACCUCGCGAUAUAAUCAUUGAACGCUGGUUACCAUAUCAAUUAAGUCAAAAACGAAAAGUCUUAGUUCAACGAGCUCCGAUUAUCAAAGAAUAUCUAAAACCCAAGAAUGUCAUUAUCAUAUAUGAACCGGUCCAAGCUCAAAUUAUCCGGCAAUUUCAAAAGCUAGGUGUUGUUCGACAAGAUCCCAAAACUUAUAUCAAUCGUUAUGGAGCUCAACUUCAAGAUGCUAUAACGUUGGAAGAAGAAGCGAGAAAAGCUGGUGUUACUGAAGAUAUUAAUCCACCAUCAAUUGUCAAAAAUGGUGGAUUAAGGAACACCUAUGGAUUUGAUUCCGAUACAUCGUUAGGUGCUAAUGAACUGGAUGAACAACUCACUGAGUUAGGAGAAGGCAAUAUAUUUGAUAACGGUUCUACGGCAUUUACAAAUGAAGACGAACAAUCAAUUAGAAACAUUCAUUCAUCAUCCAGUGUUAAAAGAAUUCAUCUAUCAACAUCAAAUAAAACUCUUGACGAACAACAAGGUGUUGAAAAUCGUCAAGAUAACAAUGGACAACCAUUUUAUAUUAAUAAUAAUAAUAAUAAUGUUGUUGAUAGUGGUGAUAAUAUUUGA
Didymodactylos carnosus is the source of this 1647-nucleotide messenger RNA. NCBI's taxonomy places the organism in Eukaryota, Metazoa, Rotifera, Eurotatoria, Philodinida, Philodinidae. The record is from the annotation of a GenBank genome assembly.